CUAGUUUAUAAAAAACCAAAAAAAAAAACCCCCCAAAAAGUCAAUAUCAAAUUAUAUUGAAUCGAAUCGAAUCAAAUCGAACCAAAUCAUUAUUAUUACUGUAAUAAUAAUAAUAUCAACAACAAAAACAACAGCAAACCAGACAGCUACCUUUAUUUCUAUUUACGUUUAAUUUUGUUAUUAUUAUGGAUAUUAAACACCUAUUAUGCUACCCGGGCGAGCAGUUCUCACCGAUCGAAUACAACCACUCACUUGUCGCGAACCAGUUCAGCUAUGCAGACCCAAUCUACCACCAGUCUGAAGAAUUAUGGCCAGACAUAUGUCCGAUCAGUCCAUAUUACAACAGCAUUUACACCAGCAGUCAGAGCACAAGAACAAGUCGCAGCGGUAGUGUCAGCAGUAGCAAUAGUCUCCAGAGCAGCAGCAGAAGCAGCAGCAGAUCACCAGUCCAACACACCGAGUCCCUUGUCCAACACACGCCUGAGAAUGCCAAGAAACAAUGGUUAGAUAAAAGUCUUAUACGACAAUCUCGCAUGCCUUACAAGGAACGUCGCAGCUCGGUACAAACCAGAACUCCGUGGUCUCCUGUCGAGGACGAAUUGCUGCAGAAAGGAUAUGAAAAGGGAUACUCAUGGGCCAUGAUAUCUUCAGCAUACCUUCCCCGUCGUUCUCGAGGCUGCUGCUGGGGAAGAUUCAAGACCCUCCAGAGCAAGAACCUCAUCAAUGUAAAACAACACCAGCACCAGCACAACCGUCUUGGCCGCCGUCUGUGGAAGUCCAUGGAUGCUGUCAACCAACCCAUUGCUCCUGCUCAGUAA
Molecule: messenger RNA, 818 nt
Organism: Phycomyces blakesleeanus NRRL 1555(-)
Lineage: Eukaryota; Fungi; Mucoromycota; Mucoromycetes; Mucorales; Phycomycetaceae
Product: Homeodomain-like DNA binding domain-containing transcription factor
Exons: 2
Coding region: 186-818 (210 amino acids)
Source: RefSeq, a predicted model, not a curated record